Jatropha curcas is the source of this 2044-nucleotide messenger RNA. RefSeq names its product cytochrome P450 724B1. Lineage: Eukaryota; Viridiplantae; Streptophyta; Magnoliopsida; Malpighiales; Euphorbiaceae. Gene Ontology annotation, molecular function: heme binding; iron ion binding; monooxygenase activity. The record is from RefSeq and is a predicted model, not a curated record. Gene Ontology annotation, biological process: brassinosteroid biosynthetic process; multicellular organism development; brassinosteroid homeostasis.
UUCUCUCUCCUUCUCUGGGUCUCCGUCUCUCUUUCUCUCUUCUGCACCCCUAUUACAUGUAGUAAAGUUCUAGGUCAUAGACUAGCUCGGUGGACUUAUUUCCUAUGCUUUCUCUGCAACGAAGAAAUUUUACCUAAUGUAAUUAUGUUUGCAAAAGACUGUUUGCUCCCUCUCUCUCUUUCUCUCUCUCUCUCUCUGUCAGUUCUUGUAGCCCUCUCUAUAUAAAGAAAUUGGAUUCCAAAUUUUGUUCCUAUAAAAGAGGUAAGGUUUCUCACCAAGGACAAAAUUUGGUAAAAGACCAAGUUUAGUCCAUGGCUGGUGGGUUUUGGCUUGGAGUUUUGGUUGGACUUGUUUUUCCUCUAUUAGGUCUAAUCUUGAAUCAUUUCUUGCCCAUGUUCUUGAAGCAUGGCGAUGGUUGCCAUGUCCCUAAAGGCUCAUUUGGCUGGCCAAUACUUGGUGAAACCCUUGGUUUUUUAAAGCCUCAUCCUUCUAAUUCUCUUGGAAAAUUUCUUCAAGACCACUGUUCUAGGUAUGGGAAAGUGUUCAAAUCCCAUUUAUUCUUCUCUCCAACGGUGGUGUCCUGUGACCAAGAGUUAAACUACUUCAUACUUCAAAAUGAAGGAAAGCUAUUUCAAUGCAGUUAUCCAAAGCCUAUCCAUGGCAUUCUUGGAGAUGUCUCAAUGCUUGUAGCUGUGGGUGACACUCAUAAGAGACUGAGAAAUGUAGCCCUUUCUCUUGUCACCAUUACUAAAUCAAAGCCUGAGUUUCUUAAUGAUAUAGAAAGAACUGCCAUUCAAAUACUUAACUCUUGGAAAGACAAACAGCAAGUAAUGUUUUGUGAAGAGGCUAGAAAGUUCACAUUCAAUGUAAUAGUAAAGCAAGUUUUAGGCCUAACACCAGAGCAGCCAGAAACUACAAGAAUUCUUGAAGAUUUUCUCACUUUUAUGAAGGGACUUAUUUCUCUCCCACUCUAUAUUCCUGGAACUCCAUAUGCUAGAGCUGUUCAGGCUAGAAGAAGGAUAUCAACUACUGUCAAAGCAAUUAUAGAGGAAAGAAGAAGAAGAAGAAAAAAAAGAAAUAAUGAAGAAGAAGAAGAAGAAGAAACUGAUGAUGAUGGUAGAUCAAAAAGGAGUAGUGAUUUUCUUGAGAUACUUCUAUAUGUUGAUACCUUAUCUGAAGAUGAAAAAGUUAGUUUUGUUUUAGAUUCUCUGUUGGGUGGAUAUGAAACCACCUCUCUCUUAAUGGCUAUGGUUGUCCAUUUUUUAGCUCAUUCACCCACAGCAUUACACCAACUAAAGCUGGAGCAUCAAAAAAUUAGAAGCAUGAAGGGCGAAGAUGAGUUUUUGAAUUGGGAUGAUUAUAAAAAUAUGGAAUUCACUCAAAAUGUCAUCAAUGAAGCACUGAGAUAUGGGAACAUCGUAAAAUUUGUGCACCGAAAGGCUCUCAAAGAUGUCAAAUUUAGAGGUCACCUAAUUCCAUCUGGCUGGAAGGUACUACCUGUAUUUACUGCAGUACAUUUAGAUUCAUCACUGCAUGGAAGUGCUCUCCAGUUUUAUCCUUGGAGAUGGGAGACUCAAGAUCAAACAUGCAAGAAAUUUACACCUUUUGGUGGUGGAUCUAGAUGCUGCCCAGGGUCUGAAUUAGCUAAAGUUGAGGUCUCAUUCUUCCUCCACCACCUUGUACAGAAUUUCAGAUGGAGAGGUGAAGAAGUUGAGCAACCCUUGGCCUAUCCAUAUGUAGAAUUUCAAAGAGGGUUAAUGCUACAUUUGGACCAUCUUUCAAGCCCAUUCUCCCAUUAGCCUUUUCUUUAAAUCAAACUCAAGGAAGAAUCAUCAACUUAUAGUGUUUAUAUUUGGGGUUCUGCUUUAUUUUAUUUUUUAAAAUUUUUUCAGGCUAUCUAUUUUGUUGAAAGAAGGGUUUGUUCUUCCUUAAUCAUCUAAAAAGGCCUUUCUUUUAGAUAUUACUAAAUAUUCAAUGGGUUGUAAUCUCUCAAACUUUUUCUACAACUUUUGGUAUAUAUAGUUAAAAUCCAUCUCUUCUACAA